AUGUCCGCCAACUUUGGACGUCGCCUGUAUACCCAUCUAUGGGAAUCGGCGAGCCCAUUUCGCGGUCGCAUACGAAAUCGCAUCUCCGCCCCCGAUGCGAAGGUCUUCGACUCGUUUUCCACAGGCAAACGAUUCUCAACAUCCAAAAAGGCCAUCCCUCUUACGAGACGAGUUGCUUCCGGGGGCUUUCUCGUUCUCGGUGUUUCUCCUAGCUCCACUGCGGCCGAAGGUGGCGUGGCUUGCAUCGUUCCCUCAACCCAGAUAGCCGCUCAAUAUGUCUGGAAGCGAGCUUUACAUACAUCAAACAACAACCAGUCUGAUAAAGGUGCAUCCAGCGAUCGUCGCCCCAUCAAGGAAGAUGAUAUUUCUCACGCCCAAAAUCCCGAUCAAAUUCCUCCGCAAACCCCUCCGUCGAAACUGCCUCAAGGACCGCGUCCAUCCACACCUCCCAAUCGCCACUUGAUGGAUCGCUUGCCGCAUAUGCCCCAUUUACAUCGGCCCACAAAGGAAGAACUUUUGGCCGCAGCGACUGGAUUUUGGUCGCGCCUUAAGGUGCGAUUCAAGUGGUUUUCUAUUCGGAGUGUACGGCCCUUCAACUUAGAUGAAAUCACGGCACUUUUCUCAUGGGUUCUACUUGGCCAUGUUGUCUGGGUCGUUGUGGGAACCACAACAUUCUUCUCGCUGUUAAUCCUGGCCAUCAACACGGUCUUUGCGCAGGAAACGCUCGCCGGAUGGGUAGGUAACUACCUUACCAAAUCAUCUGGAGUUAAAGUUGUCUUCGAGUCUGCCAUCGUACCCAAAUGGAAGAAUGGCGUCAUCACUUUCAAAAACGUGUUUGUAUCGCGGCGGCCCGGUCAGGGGACCGGGCAUGUUAGCAAAGGCUCUCCGACGACUGCCGCUGCUGCCGCCGCCGCCGCAGCUCGAGGUGAUCCUGGGCCCGAAGACCCAUCGCUUGUAACCGAAGAGGAGGAUACCAAUUACACGCAAUUCGACCUAUCCAUCGAGAGUGUCAACGUCACUCUGUCGUUUACGAAAUGGCUCAACGGAAAAGGCCCCCUUCGCGACGUCGAGGUUAAAGGAAUACGAGGUGUUGUUGAUCGCCGGCAAGUCUACUGGCCAGAGGAAGAUCUGGACCCCAAAUCGUAUCGACAUGAGCAUCAGCCCGGUGAUUUCGAGAUCGAUUCAUUCAAAAUGCAUGACGUGUUGGUCACGAUUUAUCAGCCCGAUAACUUUCGACCGUUCUCCGUCAGCAUUUUCUCAUGCGACCUACCCCAGCUGCGCAAGCAGUGGCUCUUCUAUGACUUCCUCUCUGCCAACAUGAUGUCGGGGUCUUUUGACAACUCGUUGUUCACCAUUCACCCCCGUCAGACCCACGGUUUCACUGGGCUCCGGUUAGAUCAAAAGACCGAGGAAGAUGGAAAGCCUAGUCCCUGGAAGCAACACAACAGAAUUCGUGUUGACGGGUUGAAUAUCGACCAUUUGAAUCGAGGUGUCCAAGGACCCUUUUCGUGGAUUCAUGAAGGCACUGUGGACAUUGUGGCGGACAUCAUGUUACCUUCCGAGAACGAUGAAAGCAUCGCAAAGGUGAUGGUUGAUUUUUAUGACAGACUGGAGGCCACCGUUACUUCCAAUCAAUACCCAGAGACUUUGCCUCAGCAGUCCCAAGAUGAUACAGAGUCCGCAUCCAAUGCUGACAAACGGUUCUUGGUCAUGGACUUGCGAGUCAACCUCAACAAUGUUCGAGCCGCGGUCCCGAUAUUUACUCGAGAUCUCUCCUAUAUCAAUAACGCACUUAUCCGACCGAUUGUCGCCUACAUCAACUCAAAGCGCACCUUCAUUCCUAUCAAUUGCCGCCUCGUCAAGCGCGUCAGCGACUUCGAUGGGAGCUGGACUAUCUUUGACAGUAGUUUAAUGGAUGACUUGUCCGCUGCUACAUACGACGCAUUCGCUCGGGAUGUUGUGGAUGAUCAGGCCCGCAAGAGACGGUUCAAGAAAGUUGGAUUCUGGUCCCUUCAGCUUGCCGCGCAGGCUAUUUUCAUGGGCAUGGCUGGCAACAUUGCAUGAUUCUGUACAUUUUCUAUGACCU
Penicillium cinerascens is the source of this 2086-nucleotide messenger RNA. Its product is annotated as mitochondrial distribution and morphology protein. Gene Ontology annotation, cellular component: mitochondrial inner membrane. Gene Ontology annotation, biological process: mitochondrion inheritance. The transcript has 3 exons. The record is from RefSeq and is a predicted model, not a curated record. Lineage: Eukaryota; Fungi; Ascomycota; Eurotiomycetes; Eurotiales; Aspergillaceae. Bases 1 to 2064 code for a protein of 687 amino acids.